Oncorhynchus masou masou (cherry salmon) is the source of this 2367-nucleotide messenger RNA. RefSeq names its product sialoadhesin-like. The coding region runs from base 163 to 2367 and encodes 734 amino acids. The record is from RefSeq and is a predicted model, not a curated record. Lineage: Eukaryota; Metazoa; Chordata; Actinopteri; Salmoniformes; Salmonidae. The transcript has 12 exons.
CAGACUGAAAGAUAGUUCAUUACAACACCUCUCUCCCCUUCACUCUUAAUCUUCCUUUUCUGAUAUACUGGUCUGAUCGUCUGGCACGUCCGUCGUAAGGAGGAGACCAAGGUGCAGCGUGGGACCAAGGUGCAGCGUGACUGCAGGGUGGGAGAUGCAACAAUGGCCUUGAGAACAGCAGGAAGUGUGUUGGUGGUCUUUCUCUGGUCUGUGACAGUGGUACUGGGUCAGAGAGGAUGGAGUGUGACUUACACCCCUCAGAGUAUCUGUACCUUGAAGGGGUCAACAGUGGAGCUGACCUGCUCUUACACAUAUCCCAGAGGUAAAGUCACAACAACCUUCUGGUUCACUAAAUGGGGGACUGGUGUAGAACCUAACAAUCUAGGUCAAGACCCAAAGUAUGCAGGUCGUCUGAAGUAUCAUGGAGAUAAGAAGAAAGACUGUACCCUGAGAAUCACAGACCUGAGAGACAGAGACUCAGCUGAGUACAAGUUCAGAUUACUAACAGAUCAGGAAGGAGGGAAAUAUUCUGGAAGUCCUGGAGUCACUCUGUCUGUCACAGGUCUUCAGGUGAAGGUGACUGGUGGACAUCAGGAUAAGACACUGACCUGUAUCACCACCUGUACUCUGACUGACAACCCCACCUACAUCUGGUACAAGAACGGACAACAUCUAGAUGAGAGCACCUCCCCCCAGUACAAAGACCCAGUCUCCAGUAACUAUGGAGACAGUUACUCCUGUGCUGUAAAAGGCCAUGAGGAUCUCCUCUCUCCUGCAGUGUGUGUCCAGGGUCAGGACUGCAACAGAGUGACUUACACCAAGAGGACAAUCUGUGCCUUGAAGGGGUCAACAGUGGACAUAUCCUGUACUUAUUUCAGUGGUUAUGAUACAGUUAAAUCAUCACUCUGGUUUAGUUCUAAACAGAGUGACAGGUGGAGGGAUGAGUUGAUCCCUGAGGACCUAACCACAGACCCAGGGUAUGCAGGUCGUGUGGAGUAUGUUGGAGAGAAGGAGAGAGGUCGCUCCACCCUGAGAAUCACAGAUCUGAGAGAGGAGGACUCUGCUGAGUACAAGUUCAUAUUCAACACACAGACAUCAAGAUGGGGACACAGCUUCCCUGGAACAACUCUGACUGUCACAGACCUGCAGGUGAAGGUGACUCCUGCCACAGAGGCAGGGAAGAGGACACUGACCUGUAUCACCACCUGUACUCUGACUGACAACCCCACCUACAUCUGGUACAAGAACGGACACAAAGUAAAGGAGGACACUUCCAGCCUGGACUCAGACUCCUUUAGUGAUGCAGACAGUUACUCCUGUGCUGUAAAAGGCCAUGAGGAUCUCCUCUCUCCUGCAGUGUGUCAGAAGUGUUGGAGUGUGACUUACACCCAUCAGAGUAUCUGUACCUUGAAGGGGUCAACAGUGGACAUAUCCUGCUCUUACACAUAUCCCAGUUAUCAUGAGAUCAAACAAGCUUUCUGGUUUACUAAAUGGUCUGGUAUGGAGGCUGAAGAUCUGAGCUCAGUGCCAGGGUAUGAGGGUCAUAUAGAGUACCUUGGGGAUAAGGAGAGUGACUGUACCCUGAGAAUCACAGACCUGAGAUUGAGUGACUCUGCUGGGUUCAGGUUCAGAUUCAUAACAUCUGGAGGAAAGUUUUCUGGCUCACCUGUCUCUCUGACUGUCACAGAUGUUGUGUUGGAGAUGGAUCCUACAUCUGUGUCAGAGGGGGAGAGAGUCACACUGAGAUGUAGAACCAACUGUACACUGGACCCCAUCACAGCCUACAGUUGGUAUAAGAAUGGACAGUCUCUACCAAACAGCAACACCUCCUCUCCUGUCUAUAUCCUGUUCUCAGUCAGCAGUGAGGAUACAGGCAGAUACUCCUGUUCUGUAGAAGGACAUGAGGAUCUCCCCUCUGCUGAAGAGACUCUCACUGUCACAUAUGGCCCAAGGAACACCUCAGUGUCAGUCAGUCCCUCUGGUGAAAUAGUGGAGGGCAGUUCAGUGACUCUGACCUGCAGCAGUGAUGCCAACCCACCUGUGGACAAAUACACCUGGUACAAGAAGAACGUAACCUCACCAAAAGCAUCAGGACAGAGUUACAGCAUCAUUAACAUCAUCUCUGAGGACAGAGGAGAAUAUUACUGUGAGGCCCAGAAUGGAAGAGGAUCUAUGAACUCUACAGCUCUGAUGAUCAUUGUAGCAGGGAAACAGACCUCAGUUCUAACUGCAGCUGUAGGAAUCAUAGUGGUUGUUCUGGGUGUCAUACUGGCUUCAUGUCUCUCUGGACUCAUGUGGUUCAGGAAGAAGGUCUCCAAAACCACCUCUGACACAAGACACACAGCAGGCAAUGGACAGGUCUGUUGA